This is a messenger RNA of Aethina tumida (small hive beetle), 1264 nucleotides long. Its product is annotated as SPRY domain-containing SOCS box protein 3. Lineage: Eukaryota; Metazoa; Arthropoda; Insecta; Coleoptera; Nitidulidae. Gene Ontology annotation, cellular component: SCF ubiquitin ligase complex. The coding region runs from base 300 to 1187 and encodes 295 amino acids. The transcript is spliced from 2 exons. Gene Ontology annotation, molecular function: protein binding. The record is from RefSeq and is a predicted model, not a curated record. Gene Ontology annotation, biological process: proteasome-mediated ubiquitin-dependent protein catabolic process.
CUUUCACAACUUACAACUAUUUGCUUUUAAUUAUGUGGCCACCACUGUAUAAUACAAAAUGUGACUUACCAUUCAAUGAUCAAGAUCAAAAAAGAGUAAACAAUUUUGGUUAUUUUACUUACUCUCUGCAGUGGGAUAAAAGAAAAUAUUUUUGAACUCAUUAUUGAAAUUGAAUCUUGCCAUAGUGACAAACGGAUUAAAAAUACAAUUGAGUGUAACUUGACUCAAAUCAAGCUUAGAUCCAUCCACUACUGCUAACUUUAUUAGAUCGACGUCGACGUAACUAUAACUGUAUUAAAAUGUUCUUCGAAAUGCCAGUGGACAAUUCGGACACCAACAAAUUCUGUACGAAAGCUUGCCUGGCAGCACUGAACGCAGGAUUCCUGUUGUGCAAAUGUGGCCAGGAAAUGAAACGCUACGAGUGGAAGUUCCAGUUGCCGGAAAUCGGAUCCAACGUUGAACUAAAAAAGAAUAAGAAAUACGUACUGUUCCAUCCUCCCGAAAGUGAAGGUACCGCCUUAGUAACCAGCAACACACCCUUCGAAAAAGACAGACACUACUACUGGGAGGUGAAGGCGCUGACCGAACUGUCCGGCGUCGAUGUUAUGAUUGGCGUCGGUACGGGACGCGUCAAUUACGACCAGUUGGCUGAGCAGUGCAGCCUGUUGGGCCUCGAUGCGAAUUCGUGGGGUUAUUCUUACAGAGGUGUCAUUCAGCACGAUAAGGUGAAGCAGGACUACGGGAUUCCGUUCGGGGUUGGGUGUCUUGUAGGUGUGCACCUGGACAUGUGGCUGGGUACUCUCGAGUACUACGUCAAUAGACGGGCUCGUGGUGUCGCCUUUAAAGGCCUUAAAAAGCAUAAAAUGUUAUAUCCAAUGAUGAGUGCUACUAACUAUUCGAUUUUUAGAACGAUUUGUACCGUGUCGGUGAGUACAAGUUUGGAAUUGUACUGUUUGAAGGCUGUGAUGAAGCACCCGCAGCUGUAUCAGACGUACAGGUGUGAGUUGCCGCAAAUCGCUGAACAACUAGAAAGGAAGUACUUUUGGUUGCAACCCUCUAAUGAAGUACUAUCGAAGAUAGCGAUUAGAAGACGAAUGAGGAAGAGGAGUUUUGAAUUAUCUGAUGAAGAACUAUCACCUUACUCGACCGUAUCUGCAAAUGAUUUAAUAAAACGGUUUAAAAGUUAAUAUUUUAUAUUGUUUUUUGUGGACUACAUGUAUAUUUUAUGUAUAUAUCUCAAUAAAAUAAUACUAAAACCCUUUAU